Molecule: messenger RNA, 1291 nt
Organism: Tarenaya hassleriana
Lineage: Eukaryota; Viridiplantae; Streptophyta; Magnoliopsida; Brassicales; Cleomaceae
Product: cytosolic sulfotransferase 1-like
Biological process (GO): sulfation
Cellular component (GO): cytoplasm
Molecular function (GO): sulfotransferase activity
Source: RefSeq, a predicted model, not a curated record
AACAUUUUGAUGAUUUUUAAUAUGCUUAAUCCAUCCCACUAUAAAUAUCCAUUGCCCAUUUCGAAUCUCAAAUGCACCACUGCGAUCUCUCUCUCAAAUAAAGAAACGUUUUUUUUUUUUGUAAAAGUUUAAAGCUUUUGUUCUCUUUUUGGUGGUCGCAUUAUAUACUCACAAUAUGGAAGAGGAUUCCCAAAGUAUUCUGAAGAUCAUGGGGGACGAUGAACUUAGUGAAGAAUGCAGGAGUUUGAUCUCUUCCCUUCCAACAGACAAGGAUUUCGAGGGAAUCAACCUCUGCAACUAUCAAGGCCACUGGUAUUACUACAACUCUCUGCAAGCCGUUAUUAAUGUCCGCGACCACUUCCGACCACUGGACACCGACGUAAUCCUCGCUUCUUUUCCCAAAUCGGGCACAACUUUCAAAGCACUGAUUUUCGCCAUCGUCGAGAGGAAAAAGCAUCGUCCUGAUCCAGAUCAGACCCACCCUUUGCUCACUCGGAACCCUCAUAGCCUCGUACCCUUUCUAGAGCUUGUGUUGUAUGCCGAUAACCGAGUUCCCGACCUUACUGAAUAUCCCUCCCCGAGGCUCUUUUCAACUCACAUGCCGUUUCAUACGCUGAGCGAAGCCGUAAUAAAAGCUUCCCCUUGCAAAGUCGUGUACGUUUGUAGGAACCCUAAAGACGUAGUGGUCUCCGCAUGGCAUUUCAGAAGCAGAUUGCUGAAUUCAAAAGCGGAGAUGGAGGCCCAGUUCGAGUCCUUCUGCAGUGGCGUCCGCUUCUACGGGCCUUUCUGGGACCAUGUCUUGGGUUACUGGAGAAAGAGCUUGGAGAGUCCAAAGCAAGUGUUUUUCGUCAAGUACGAAGAAAUCAAGAACGACCCUCGUGCUCAGACCAAGAGGCUCGCCCGGUUCUUGGACUGCCCCUUCACGGAAGAAGAGGAGCGGAGCGGGCUGGUGGAUGAGAUACUGGAGCUCUGCAGUUUGCGCAGCCUGAGCAAUUUAGACGUCAACAAGAACGGUAAAACGCCUUCCAGUAUAGAUUGCAGCGCCUUUUUCAGGAAGGGCGAGGUCGGUGACUGGAAGAAUCAUCUAACUCCUGAUAUGGCAACACGAAUCGACCAGAUCAUUGAACAUCAACUAAGAGGCUCUGGUCUGAAAUUUGAUUAAGUUGUGUUAUGAUGUUUCCUUUGUUGGGUUUGUCGUGAAACUUCUUUCGUUGCGUCACUCUCUAAUAUUCCGAUCUUAUCGACUUUUGGAAAAUUAGAGUUAAAAUAAUAUUUUUUUUUAGUACAUGAA